This is a messenger RNA of Loa loa (African eye worm), 273 nucleotides long. RefSeq lists its product as hypothetical. The transcript has a single exon. The coding region runs from base 1 to 273 and encodes 90 amino acids. The record is from RefSeq and is a predicted model, not a curated record. NCBI's taxonomy places the organism in Eukaryota, Metazoa, Nematoda, Chromadorea, Rhabditida, Onchocercidae.
AUGGGUGGACAUCGACGCGACCAAAGUGAUUCUCAUGUACCUCUUAGACAGUGUAUCGAGUUUCAACAAUGUAUUUCAAAUAAUAGUCAAGAUCAGAUUCGGCUGCCCACAGAAAUAUCGUUGAACAUCGUCGAGCCGCUGCCUAAUGGAACUGUUAGUUCUAUAUCCUCAAACGAUUUACCAGUUCAUCGCAAUGACUGCAUUUUUCAUCGACAACGAAGAGUUAGUGAUUUUUUGAAUUGGUAUUCAUUUAUUCAUUUAAAUGAAACCUAG